GCUCGAGGAAGGUUCAAGGCCGCCGGGUUUUUGGAUGCACCGGUAGCUGCGGCUGAAACUGGGCCCCGCCGAUGAUGUUGGAGCGGGGCCUGAUGAGAGAUGACCACGUUUCUCCCAUGGACGGCUGUGAAGGAGGGCACUUCAGUCUCAAGCCCGAUGAGCUGGAGUCUGAUGGUCAUGAGCUGACCAGGUGUCAGAGGUGUGGGAUUGGGACGUUGUGCCUGGUUCUGACCUGCUAUUUUCUUCCCAUGCUUUCCUUCAUCCCGCUCGCCCUCUUUGGUGGCGUGCAGACGCCCAGUCCAUGGCAGGGUCAGUACAACAAGGAUGCACCAGUGCCGGUGAUGCCCUCGAAGGAGAUGCCUUCCGGGCGAUGGUAUUGGAACUUGCCGCUGGUGUCAUUGAUCCUGGUAGACUUGGAUUUGCAAGAGAUCUUUGUUCCUGUGUGAGAUGCGUUGAGCAGUGGCAAGCAGUGUUCUCUUGAUUCCCCCUUGGGCCACUUUGGGAGAUCAGCCCUCAAAAAUUGAGCUCUACAAGCUCACAAACCGUUCAUGAAUUCGUGCUCAUCGAUCGUUUCAGUCGGUCGCGUCACGUUGAAAGGAACCGACCCAGCCCUAGGGACCAGUCAUACAGAGCCCCUAUUUCUUCAUCACACUCUAUGGGAAUAGUCUCGAUCUGGUGAUUCAUCUAGACCAGUCUCGUUGAUUCACGUCAUCUUGGGUGAGAGUGCAGCCUCGAACCAGAACCCCUUGCUCCCCAAGGUUCUACUCCCUGCUGGCAUUAUUUUCACCAUGUACCAGUUGAAGAUGCGAUCUCUGCGACACGAGAUGGCACGGCCAUCUUGAGGAGGCAAGGCAAUUCUACUAUGGGUUGUACUGGUACUGAACUUGGCUGAACUUGCGCACGGCCCGCUCGUUUCGAUUUCGCGAUUCCAUUCGCCUCAGACCGGUGCUGGUGGGGCGAUGUCUCACGCAAAAAACAGGAAAGGCUCUUCUGGUGUGGGAAGAGCGGGGAACCGCAGCCUGGGAGAUACAGAUAUACUGGAUCGGACCUGUCUAUGCCAAACUAACUUGGUGGUGUCUUGAUGGAUGAAAAGGCAGAAAUAUACGGUGUGGGUCUCACCGAGGGUUUUCUCGAUGGGGUUUGGCCAUGUUUGGGGCACGUUUGACCGAAAGGGUGGGUUUUGAAUGGUUAUGAUGUCCAUCCAGAAGUGGGUGUGUAUUCAAAUAGGGACCUGGAAGAUGGGGGGUAGACAAAUCGUUUUGCAAUUGUUUGUCUUGCAUCCAGAAGCACCAUUGAAUUGAUAGAGUGGCCUUGGCUUUUCAUUCUUGCCUGUCCACGCGGCCAAAGCGGCUCCUCCUGUCCUUUCUCUCCUGACCCUGGCAUGGGGCCUCAGAACCUUUUGUGGUCAGGUUAAAGUAUUUUGCAUCAUUGAAGGGUCAAGACUCAAGACCAAGCGUUCAAGCGUUCUUUUCAUGCUGGACUUGCCCUUCUUCAGCCUUUUCGUCAGCCCUGUGCGCACGUGGAAGGCUUGGAUUGGACCCAUGCUUGACAUGAGGCUACAUGAGGAUCGCAUGAGGCUUUCAGGGUCCUGCGCGCUGAGGCUCCUUGCUGGGUCAUUAGACCUUUCCAUCUCAAGCUCUUUGCUUGUGGUGCCCCAACAUGGUAACGCCAGCUGAUGCUGUCGCCAAGGCCAUCAGGGCGAUGGAAGCUUACGAUGCGGCCCACAGCUGUAGCUGAGCUAGCUGGCACUGCGCCUGCGCGUGCUGCGCCUGCUGCCCCUGCUGGAGGUGGCAGGGCGCCUCUCAUGAAGAAGGACCUGUGGGUGAUGGACCUGGGGACACUGCCAACGCCAGGUUAACCGAUUGGUCAAAGCACCACUGCUCCACUGCGCAACAGAUGCACCAGCUUCUUCCAGUGCGGCUGCGCCUGCAGGGGCUCCUGCCCAGCUGAGGACAAAGAGGGCUGAGCAUGUGACGGCGGCAUGGGAAAUGAGUCUCGUGGUGGAACAAAAGCAUGCAAUGUCAAUUCCCCAGGCCUCACCUCAGCUGGACAAUGUUUGGCUUCGCUUUAGGGAUGGUGUCAAGAACGCGCAAGCGAAGAUGAAAGCUUGCACUGGUUCUUAGGCGACCUUUAGGCGUGCUUCAAGGCCAUUGUUUUGUUGAAGACAUCAGAAAGUUUCAUGAUGCUGCGCCCUGCAGCUUGGGGAGGCUUUUGUAAUGAGAAUCCCUUGAAGCCUGGAUUGUAAGCUCGCGACUAUAACACGUAACACAUAAAUACCUUGCACGAUUCUUUUUGAACAGCUUGUUUCGAUUGUGUUGCCUUAUAGAGUUGGUUUGAUGCUGUGCCCGAUCCAUGCAGACUCUACAUAAUGCCUGCUGCAGCUUGGCCGGCCCUUAGCAGCGCAGAAUGUCCUUCCAGACAGGGGGGACGGCUCUCCUUAAUUUUUUUCCAUGGCAUGUGGCCAAGACCGCAAAAUUGAAUUCCGGAAACCCCUCCAAGCUGCCCUAGCGUUGACAUUUGGGUCUGUGCUCAUUGGGCGCGCAGCCAAUUUCUGAUCAUGACAGUACUGGCCACGUGGUGAAAGAAUGGUGUGGCUUAUGGGCAGCCCUUGCCUCAAGGAAGCUUCCUGGCAAACUUCCACGCAGCGCUGCUUAGAACUUCUACCUUCGUCUCUGAAAGCAGGAGCUUGGCGAGUUAUUUCUUUUUACGCUUUGAGUCCUGAGCCUCUUUCUCGAAAGUGAGAUUAGGCUUGGGUGUGGAUACGUAACAACAGUGUCAACAUUUCUAGUGGCAUUGUUUUUUCCUGCUGACUGGCUUGAUCUGGCUUGUAUUUUGGGUGGAAACAGCCACAGAAAGAGAGUUGGUCAGCUGCGCUUAGUGGCACCAGCUGCCCCAGCGUUGGAGGGAAAA
Durusdinium trenchii is the source of this 2910-nucleotide messenger RNA. Lineage: Eukaryota; Dinophyceae; Suessiales; Symbiodiniaceae. The record is from the annotation of a GenBank genome assembly.